UCCUGGUCUGCCAGAGUGAGGGUUGGGAACAGGACUGUGAUAAACAACCCUGCCCCAUAAAUAAAGCUAUUUGUUACAGAAACUGGAAGCAUUUAUGACAGCAUAUCUAAAGUGCAGGAACACAAUCUUCUAUUUUGUUUUAGAACAUAGCAUGUAAAAACAAAACUAUUUACAUAAUUUUUAGAAGGGACAGUGAUUAUACUGGGAACAAAACAUCUAGGAAAAUAUGUGCCUUAUAAUUUCCAGCUGUGCAUGUACAAAAAAAUAAAUGCACGCUCAGCUCCAAAAGUGGGUGUACAGCAGCUAUAUUCUAAAUAUCAAGAUGAAUUGGCCGGUAAUUUUUUUGUCUAUUUGUCUAAUGAUUACUGAUACAGCUGUUUAUAUAAUAACUCAUUCUAGGAGCAACGGACACAAAGUGAACAAAAUCUUUCUACAAUUACAAAAACCCACGAGAAGAUGAAGACAGAAGUUAGAGUGUCUUCUUACUUCAAGUCAAAGUUGCGAGGUUUGUACAAAACAGCGGGUACUGAUGCAGAGACUGAAGUAGAUAUAAUAAAAAAAGCAUUGGACAAGAUAGCCAUCAUCAAAGCAGUCAGAAAUGACAGGAGGAUUGUCAGAGGUGGUAGCAGCCAGCUUGGCAAUCAGGAAACUGGAGAGCCAAGGAAGGUGAUGAGACGGGGAGUUCUCAUGACCAUGUUACAACAAGCUGCAGUUCAGUUGCCCAUGUGGAUGGGAAAAGCCUCAGAAAGUCCACCUCCUCUUUGUGGCAGCGUUCAAGCUGAAUCAAACUAUGUGGCUCAGCAAGGAGAUCAUGUUGCUGCCCGUGUCCGUACGCCUGACGGUGAAGAACAGUUGAUCUUAGCGGAAAUUGUCUCUUUCAAUCCGUCUUCAAAUAAAUAUGAUGUUGACGACAUUGACGAAGAAGCUGGAAGAAACGGAAAAGAACGUCAUCACUUGAGUCGAAGACGUGUAAUACCGCUGCCCAAGAUGAAAGCUAAUCCGGUGACGCACCCUCAAGCUCUCUUUCAAACAGAUCAGAUUGUGAUGGCGCUGUACCCACAAACCACAUGUUUUUACAAGGCGGUUAUUCAUGAACCUCCUUCAAGGCCUCAAGAUGAUUACUCGGUGUCGUUUGAGGACACUUCUUACGCUGAUGGUUUCGCUCCACCUCUCAAUGUGCCACAGCGCUAUGUCGUGGCUUCCAAAGAAACAAAGAAAAGAUAGCUCCGACAACAUCACGUGAGAGACACUCAAGGAGAUGCUUUACUCUUUAUUUUAUUAUCAGGAGAUUCUUGAACUUGUACAAGCUAUAAACCGUUUAUUUAAGAACUUAUCUCUCGAUUCGGGAUUAACCCGCUCUAACCCGGAUUAACUCUCUAUCAUCCGGUCGUCUUCUCUCCUGUAACACAACUGACAAGCAUUAGGAAGAAAGAAAUGUUUGCUCGGCAUGAAAACAAACCAGCAAUUUUUGACUUGUCAUUGUCAUAAAAACGUCAGCUAAAGGAAAUAUCCUCAACCGUACGCUUGUCAAAAGAGAUUAUUUGAAAUCAAGAAAUUAAACUAAACCAAAGCAUUUAACAAUUUAAUCUCCAGAGCUCUUACCGAUUCCUUAUUCGUUUUCAGGGCCUGGGCCUCAGUUUUGAACUCGGGUAGGGGCCAGAGUUUAUCCCAUUUUCCGAAGCAUGAAGAAACAAGGCAUCUGACCACCUCACCGUGGUGAGAUGCCAACCCAACACCAGGCUACAAGCCAAUUUUUUUCUUCCAAACUGCCCUAAGAAGUCGCUGGUACCCAUUUAUACUCCCGUGCGGAGUGCCGUGAGAGUUUCCCAAAAAUAUCACAAUUUGAAAAACGUCGACAGGACCUUGGGGUUGAGUUGUAUUCUACGUUAUUGACCAAGCUCAUGCGGUCAGGAUGGCUGGAUAUUGGCCAAGUGUUUUUUUUUUUUUCUCCUUUUUUUUUNUUUUUGCGUGUUU
Messenger RNA from Orbicella faveolata, 1974 nucleotides. Its product is annotated as SAGA-associated factor 29-like. The record is from RefSeq and is a predicted model, not a curated record. NCBI's taxonomy places the organism in Eukaryota, Metazoa, Cnidaria, Anthozoa, Scleractinia, Merulinidae. Gene Ontology annotation, cellular component: SAGA complex.